AUUUGGAAGUUGAUAUUAAAUUCGGAAGAUGAAGAAUUAUAAUCUUUUUGAUUUAUUUUAAUCAAAAUUUAUUACAAACAAUGCAAAGUAUUUUCUUCAUUUCGACGACAACGCCCCCCUGCCGAUCGUCUUAACGAUCGUCAUAUUGCACGUGGUUAAGACGUCUAAUACGCAAAUUUUAAAUUUAGUAGUAAAUUUGCAUCGAUUCAGUAACAAGAAUGAAUCUGAUAAAUAAACUUAUCGGAACGAAAAGGUUAUGGGUUAGGCAACAAAGUAUCUUUAUUUUAAAUCGAAAGUUGUCAGAUGAAAUGGAAAUUCCAAGGAUUCCUCCAUAUCAAAUAAAAAAAAAUGAAGAUCAAACAGUCAAAAGAUCAAGGUUAUUGUAUCAAAGCAGAAAAAGAGGAAUGUUAGAGAAUGAUCUCAUUUUAAGCACUUUUGCAGAUAAAUAUUUACAUACAUUUAAUGAAAGGCAAUUAAAUUUGUAUGAUGAAUUAAUAAAUUUGCCUUCAAAUGAUUGGGAUCUUUAUCAUUGGUUAACAGGUAAAAAAGAAACUCCAUUGGAAUAUCAACAUGAAGUAUUUGAAUUAUUAAAAAAACACGUGAAAAAUGAAGAAAAAGAGAAAAGAUAUUGUCAGCCAGAUAUUAAUAAAAAUAAUCUGUAAAUAUAUUAGUAAGGAUGAAACUAUAAAAAUAAUCACUGUAGCUACACUAUGUUGUCAGCUGAAUGUUCCUUUAACAAUGGAACUGAUAACUGGGUCAAAGACAUUAGCAUUUUUAAGCUUUACCCACUAUUAAAGGUGCAUUGAUUAA
Molecule: messenger RNA, 810 nt
Organism: Centruroides sculpturatus (bark scorpion)
Lineage: Eukaryota; Metazoa; Arthropoda; Arachnida; Scorpiones; Buthidae
Product: succinate dehydrogenase assembly factor 2, mitochondrial-like
Exons: 4
Coding region: 219-662 (147 amino acids)
Biological process (GO): protein-FAD linkage; mitochondrial respiratory chain complex II assembly; tricarboxylic acid cycle
Cellular component (GO): mitochondrion
Source: RefSeq, a predicted model, not a curated record